Molecule: messenger RNA, 1625 nt
Organism: Nanorana parkeri
Lineage: Eukaryota; Metazoa; Chordata; Amphibia; Anura; Dicroglossidae
Gene: FGD4
Product: FYVE, RhoGEF and PH domain containing 4
Exons: 10
Coding region: 37-1290 (417 amino acids)
Biological process (GO): cytoskeleton organization; filopodium assembly
Cellular component (GO): cytoplasm
Molecular function (GO): guanyl-nucleotide exchange factor activity; metal ion binding
Source: RefSeq, a predicted model, not a curated record
GAAGGAAAGUGUGGAAGUUUAACCCUUCAGCACCACAUGUUGGGGCCUGUGCAGCGCAUCCCACGAUAUGAGAUGCUGCUUAAGGAUUACCUCCGCAAACUGCCUGAAGACUCCUUCGACAGAAAGGAUGCAGACAAGUCUCUAGAAAUUAUUUCAACUGCUGCAAGUCACUCCAAUACAGCGAUUAGGAAAAUGGAAAAUUUGAAGAAGCUGUUGAUGGUGUAUGAAAUGCUGGGAGAAGAGGAGGACAUCGUCCACCCAUCCAAUGAGUUUAUAAAGGAAGGACAGAUCAUGAAGCUUGCUGCUCGCAACACAUCGACCCAGGAGAGGCAUCUCUUCCUGUUCAACAACAUGUUGCUGUACUGUGUGCCCAAGUUCAGCCUGGCCGGAGGAAAGUACUCCGUACGAACAAAGAUUGGUCUGGAGGGGAUGAAGGUGGUGGAGACGCAAAACGAAGAUCACCGACACACGUUCCAGAUCUCUGGUAAAGAGAGGACAUUGGAGCUUCAGGCUGGUUCAGAACAAAUCAAGGUGGAAUGGAUCAAGGUUUUGAAUGACGCCGCCACAGAUUUCCAGCAGAGGAACGAAACUUUCCUGAUAGCUAAAAAAGUUGAUGAGGCUCCACUGGAGGUUCCGAGUGCUGAACUGGGACUCCGAGCACCACGGUGGAUUCGGGACAAUGAAGUGACAAUGUGCAUGAAGUGCAAAGAACCAUUUAAUGCCCUGACACGGAGGAGACACCACUGCCGGGCCUGCGGCUAUGUGGUUUGUUGGAAGUGCUCUGAUUACAAAGCUCCUCUAGAGUACGAUGGUAACAAACUCAACAAAGUUUGCAAGGAUUGCUACCAUAUAUUGCGAGGCAGUAAUGACAGCGAGGAAAAAGAGAAGAAGAAGGGGAUCCUGGAGAUUGAGUCUGCAGAGGUGUCAGGAAACAGCGUAAUCUGCAGUUUUCUCCAGUACAAUGAAAAAUCCAAACCCUGGCAGAAAGUUUGGUGUGUGAUCCCUAAACAGGAGGCACUUGUGUUGUACAUGUAUGGAGCACCACAGGAUGUGAAGGCCCAGACCAGCAUCCCGCUUCUGGGCUACCUCGUUGACGAUUCCCCUCGUGGGGUAGAUAUGCAGUUCAGCUUCAGACUGUCCCAGUCUAAGUCGACACACUGCUUCUCUGCUGACACCGAGGAACUGAAACAGAGGUGGCUUAAGGUCAUCAACCUGGCCGUGAAAGGGUUAACUCAGGAAGAUAUAGAAGAUUACAGUACCGAAGAUGGACAGUUGGAAGGUUCUCAAUAGCUUCCAGAGUCUUACUCUCGUAUCACAAUCAAUUAAGACUAAACAAUUUGUACAUAUUGAAGACUGGCCAUGCUUGAUGGAAAAGCUGCGGACUUUGGAUAUUCGGCUGCACGCCCGAUCACAAAAUAAAAUUGAAAAAAAUCCUUCUCAGUGCCAACAAUGUUUAACCCUGAGACAUUGUCGAGAAACUGGUUCGCGUAUCUUGCUGGCAAGAGACACUAGUAAGAUGAAAACUGUGAUUUGUGCAAGACCUUGAUAGCACUACAUAUUGUUAUGCUCCAGAUCCUCGAAAUUCAAGUUGCGCCAUCGUCUGCAAAGCUAUUCCAUUCGUCGCA